AUGGAAGAAAACAAGAAAUUGUCCCACCACAUGCCUACAUGGAACACCACAAGGAACCCCACUACUUCACAAAUAGUUCUUCCUCCUCCCAACAAUUACGAUAAGAUAAUUAGCACCACAAGAAGAGCAUCUAGGUCUCCCAAUUAUGACGAGGAUGAUGAAGAAGACGAGGACGAAGAAGAACGCGAGGAGACAGGAAGGGAGAGGCUGAAGAGGCACAGAGAAGAAGUGAAGGGAAGGGUUAAGAUUCCAGAAGACUGGGGACAAGAGAAGAUGAUGAAGGAGUGGAUCGAUUACACCACUUUCGAUGCUUUGUUUGCUCCUCACACAAUGAUUGUCACUGCUCGUGAUGCUCUCAUUGCCGAUGCUCGUAAAACUACUUCUUCUUCCUCAUCAACGCCUCCAAGAUCGUCUCAGAGAUUAAGGAUAUAUUCACAGUAG
Messenger RNA from Arachis duranensis, 441 nucleotides. RefSeq names its product protein BIC2-like. Gene Ontology annotation, biological process: blue light signaling pathway. Lineage: Eukaryota; Viridiplantae; Streptophyta; Magnoliopsida; Fabales; Fabaceae. Bases 1 to 441 code for a protein of 146 amino acids. The transcript has a single exon. The record is from RefSeq and is a predicted model, not a curated record.